AUGAAAAAGAUAUAUAUUGGGAAAACAGCACUCAAAGCCGGGAGAAAUGGUUGCAAGCAUCAGAAAAGAAGUUCUCUACAUGAUCACAAGGAUGAUCUUCGCAAGCGUCUGUCUUACACCACCCACAAACUAGAGAUGGUGGAGUCUGAGUUUGACUCCACCCGUCAGUACCUGGAGACGGAACUCCGUCGAGCCCAGGAAGAGUUGGAGAAAUUCACUGACAAACUACGCAGGAUCCAGAGCAGUUACGCAGCUCAACAGAGGAUCAAUCAAGACCUGGAGGACAAGGUGCACAGGACGUCCCAGCACCAUGAGGAUGAGAAAAGAGCGCUGAGUCGAGAGAUUAUCGUCCUCAACAAUCACCUCAUGGAGGCCAAGAUCACAAUUGAAAAGCUCAGAGAGGACAAUGACCUGUACAGAAAGGACUGCAACCUGGCAGCACAGCUCCUACAGUGCUCCAAGUCACACCACAGAGCCCACAAGCUAUCUGAGCUGCCCAUUGACUUCCAGGAGCGGGUGAGCUCCCACAUGGAGAAGCAAGGCCGGGGCGUCACCAUGGCGCUGUGCCACUCGCCCUACUCCGACGCUGUGCCCACCGCCGUCAUCGCCAAGGUGCUAGAGAAGCCGGAGCCGGGCAGCAGCUGCCCCAACACCCGUUCGCCCAGCCCCCAGCCAUUGGAGGAUGAGGGCCAUGACCAUAACUUUGUGCCCACUAGCGCGGGCGGCGGCACCGAAAGCCUCCGGCGCCGCACAGCUUACCGCACAUCGGACCUGUACUGCAGCGACACAGCCCUCUACUGCCCCGAGCGCUGGCAGGAGCGCAGACAGAGCGUGGAUGUCCAUGCCCGCCCCAUGGGUCUCCUCCUCCAGUCCCAGAACUCCACAGACUCCAACCCCGAGGAGGAAGCCUUCCAUUCGGGUAACUUCUCCCAUCACGGGGCCCACUCCUUCCAUGGAGAGUUUGCCGCAGGCUCCUUGAGGGCCUCUAGCUCCUAUUCCAGCUUCAGCCAGGCAUCGGAAGACGAGAAGGGCGGGGAAGGCUGCGGCGGUGGCCCCAGUAGCACCAUGUCCUCCUCCCACCAUGGGCUCUACAUGGACUGGCGGGAUGGAGGUUACGGCGAGCGAAAGAGCACCUCAUCCUAUGAGAAGGACAGCCCUCCUGGCCACAGCGUCUUCCCCAAAUCCCACAGCUUCCAGCACAUGGCAAUGCCGCCUUCCCCCAGCCCUGCGAAAGGCGGCGGUGGCUCUUCACCGGCUUACGUAUGCACAGCAUCCUGCGGCUACAGUGAGCCAUACCACUCGCCGCUCAUCGCAUCGUCACACAGUGUGGGCUCAGCCCAGGGAGGAGGGCCCCGGGGUGUGGAGCGCUCCGAUAGUCAGGCCAGCAUGGUCAGCAUGGGUGUCCCCACCGAGGAGGAACUGACUGGACGCUGGAGGCAGCUGAGCGUAGAGGACAUCAACUCGUACUCCUUCAACCGCAACCCUGGCCGUGUGUCUCCCUACAGCUUCUCCGAGCAGCACUUUGCCAUGGGCCCGGCCAAGAUUAAACUGGGGCCUCUCUACAGCAGCUUCCAUGAGGGGGACGACAACGUCUUCCUCCACAGCCAUGUGCUGGACCAGUGCUUGGCUGCUGCCGCCAGUGGUGGCCUCUCACCCAGCCCCAGUCCCAGUCCCAAACACCCCAGCCUGGGCCUGCGGGGCAAGCCGGACAAUCCCCCGCCCCUGUACAGAGCCAAGGUAGACAGCCAGGACUCAGAGUGCAGCCUGCAGUUCCUCUCAGGGAGCCUUAAGGAUAAGGAGAGCGGGGCUGCUGGAGCAGCAGGGGGGAGCAUGAACAAGGAAUACGUGGACGUGAGCCCCAACAGCUCAGCUGAGUCCUUACACCACCAAAGCUCCCUGGAAGCCUCCAGUCUGCAGCACUGCCAGAGGGAGAGAAUGAGGCCCAGCCCUAGCCCGGCACUUCCCAAAAAGAGUUCCCAACAAUACCAAAAAUUUGGAAGCACAGGAACAGGACUGAGCAGGAAGGACAGUCUGACCAAGGCCCAGCUGUACGGCACCCUCCUGAAUUGAACCGCUCGGUAACACUUUACUUGGACCUGACAGGUAUAAUGCAUUAUGAUGCGGUUAUAAUGCAUUGUAAGACUUGUCAUAAGCACGUAUGACCCCCCUUAGAAAUUCUUAAUAUUAUCUCAAUGACUAGAUGAUAGCAAUUUUGAAAAUGUGUUUCAUAAAAGGACAUAACAAACUGUAAACCUUGUAAUAAGACAUGAAAGCUCAUACGUGCUUACAACAAGUAAUGAAGCAUUAUACCUGCCGGCUUCAAGUAGUGUAACCAACAGCUUCUCCUCUUAUGCAUGAUGAUUGUGUAGGUCUCCAUGUUUCCGGUGGCAAACACACAGUUGGUGUGGAUGUGAGAUGUUCUUGUAAUCUGGCGAAAGCACGUUUCAAGCUGUAUGAGAAGCUAUACAGCUGUUGUUGUUGUUUUGGCUGUUUGUUUAUGUCAUGAUGCGGUGUAGUUAUCAGAGAUAACAGCCACUAGAUUUCCCUACCGUUUCUUACAGUAUAUCAUACCCUUAGUCUCUCAGACAGCCAUUCAGCAAGCUCAGAGCUAUUUUGUGGAAGGCUCAUAAAGUAAAAUUAUCCCUUAACCUUAACAAUGACAGCAUUGAGGCAGUAACUACUGUACAUGCACUAUUAGCAUUUGAAGUAUGUCAGUAAAACAUGCCAUUUAGUACCAAGCACAUUGGUAUCCUUUAGUACCAAGCAUAACGCGUCCCAUUCAUUUGGGCAACAGACUGACUAUUAGAGCCUCAUUAGCAUGGCAUAACACCAACUAAAGGCUAUCCAUUAUGUAUAUGAUGUCCUGCUUCCAAGGCCUCAUUUUCUCAUCGACAAACUGCAUGUUAAUUAUGCAUAUAUGAAUGGACUGGUUCUUCUAGGCAGAAAGUCAUGGAUAUCUCCUGAACAUUAGAGAGGCACUACAGAAAUAAAUGUUUAUUUCUCUCACUCAAUUAGCAUCUUGAUACUUAGGAGGAACACGUCUGAAAAAAUACAUUCGGUGUGUAUUGGAAUUAGAUCAAUCAAAAAGACAGAUUUAACAGACAUAUACUGUCGGUAACACAAAGAUAUUGUAAAUACAACAACUGUAAAGUUGGUGGCGCAGUAUGUGGUGUUUUCCUGACGAUAAUACUAACAAUAUAAAGGAAUAUAUUUACAAUAUGAUUGGCAGGAAUGUACCCCCACAGAGCAGACAUUGACAAGAGAUAAAUGAUUUAAAAAGUUGCACAGCAGGUUGUCCAAUAUUCCCAUGUAUCCAGGCUAGUGUUACUCUGUAUGAAUAUUACAUGUAGGAAUUUGGCCCAAAGCACCCAACGUUUUAAUGCCCAAAUUGGAAGAAAAAAAGCAUGAAUUCAAAUGCUGUUGCUUGAAUUUAUGAAUACCCAACAACUAGUAAGUACAUUUUGCCUUAAUUCUGUUCAGUAGCUAGUCUACUCCUUUACUACAAGUCUGACAGUGGUAUUUGUGUGUGUGUAUCUACAGUAUAUCACAAAAGUGAGUACCGGUACACCCCUCACUUUUGUUGCCAGCGGUUUAGACAUUAAUGGCUGUGUGUUGAGUUAUUUUGAGGGGACAGCAAAUGUACACUGUUAUACAAGCUGUACACUCACUACUUUACAUUGUAGCAAAGUGUCAUUUCUUCAGUGUUGUCACAUGAAGAGAUAUACUCCAAUAUUUGCAAAAAUGUGAGGGGUGUACUCACUUUUGUGAUAUACUGUAUAUAUAUACAUAUAUAUAUGUGUAUAUAUGUAUGUGUGUAUGUGUGUAUAUAUAUAUAUAUAUAUAUAUGAAUGUUUGUGUGUGUGUAUAUAUAUAUAUGUGUGUGUAUGUAUGUAUAUGUAUACAGUGCCUAUAGAAAGUCUACAACCCCCCUUGGAUUUCAUCACAUUUUAUUGUCUUACAAAGUGGCAUUAAAAAUAAUUUAAUUGUAUUUAUUUGGUCAACAAUCCACACAAAAUACUCUCAUCUCAAAAGUGUUUUUUGGUGUUGUUGAUUAAUGGGGGAGGGAAAAAAACACUAAUAUACCUUGAUUGAUAAGAAUUCACACCCCCCCCCAAGAAAUACCUUUGGCAGUGAUUACAGUUGUGAGUCUUCUUGGGUUAGUCUCAUAAGAGCAUUGCAUACCUGGAUUGUGCAAUAUUUGCACAUUUUUUCUUUUCAAAAUCCUUCAAGCUCUGUUAUGGUGUUGGGUAUCAUUGCUAGACAACCAUUUUCAAGUCUUGCCAUAGAUUUUCCAAAACUAUAUUCCUUCGCUGUGUUUUUGUUGUCGUUGCAAUAUUACUUUAGUGCCUUGUUGCAUAUAUAUGCAUGUAUUGGAACAUUUUUAUUCUGUAUAUUUGUAUUCUUCUUUUUACUCUUUCAUUUAGAGUUGAAAUCGAAAGUUUACAUAAACUUAGGUUGGAGUCAUUAAAACUCGUUUUUCAACCACUCCACAAAUCUCUUGUUAACAAACUAUAGUUUUGGCAAGUCGGUUAGGACAUCUACUUUGUGCAUGACACAGGUAAUUUUUCCAACAAUUGUUUACAGACAGAUUAUUUAACUUAUAAUUCAUUGUAUCACGAUUCCAGUGGGUCAGAAGUUGACUGUGCCUAUAAACAGAUUGGAAAAUUCCAGAAAAUGAUGUCAUGGCUUUAGAAGCUUCUGAUAGGCUAAUUGAAAUUAUUUGAGUCAAUUGGAGGUGAACCUGUGGAUGUAUUUCAAGGCCUACCUUCAAACUCAGUGCCACUUUGCUUGACAUCAUGGGAAAAUCCAAAGAAAUCAGCCAAGACCUCAUAAAACAAUUGUAGACCUCCACACGUCUGUUUCAUCCUUGGGAGCAAUUUCCAAACGCCUGAAGGUACCACAUCUGUACAAACAAUAGUACGCAAGUAUAAACACCAUGGGACCACGCAGCGUCAUACCGCUCAGGAAGGAGACGCAUUCUGUCUCCUAGAGAUGAAGGUACGAAAAGUGGUGCGAGAAGUGCAAAUCAAUCCCAGAACAACAGCAAAUGACCUUGUGAAGAUGCUGGAGAAAACGGGGACAAAAGUAUCUAUAUCCACAGUAAAACGAGUCCUAUAUCGACAUAACUUGAAAGGCCGCUCAGCAAGGAAGAAGCAACUGCUCCAAAACCGCCAUAAACUAGCCAGACUAUGGUUUGCAACUACACAUGGGGACAAAGAUUGUACUUUUUUGAGAAAUGUCCUCUGGUCUGAUGAAACAAAAAUAGAACUGUUUGGCCAUAAUGACCAUUGAUAUGUUUGGAGGAAAAUGGGGAGGCAAGCCGAAGAACACCAUCCCAACCAUGAAGCACAGGGAUGGCUGCAUCAUGUUGUGGGAUGCUUUGCUGCAGGAGGGACUGGUGCACUUGACAAAAUAGAUGGCAACAUGAGGAUGAAAAAUUAUGUGGAUACCUUGAAGAAACAUCUCAAGACAUCAGUCAGGAAGUUAAAGCUUGGUCACAAAUGUGUCUUCCAAGUUGACAUUGACCCCAAGCAAAAUGGCUUAAGGACAACAAAGUCAAGGUAUUGGAGUGUCCAUCACAAAGCCCUGACCUCAAUCCUAUAGAAAAUGUGUGGGCAGAACUGAAAAAGAGUGUGCGUGCAAGGAGGCCUACAAACCUGACUCAGUUACACCAGCUCUGUCAGCAGGAAUGGGACAAAAUGAAUUUAUUGUGGGAAGGUUGUGGAAGGCUACCUGAAACUUUUGACCCAAGGUAAACAAUUUAAAGGCAAUGCUACCAAAUACUAAUUGAGUGUAUGUAAACAUCUGACCCACUGGGAAUGUGAUGAAAGAAAUAAAAGCUUAAAUAAAAUUCUCUCCUAUUAUUCUGACAUUUCACAUUCUUAAAAUAAAGUGAUGAUCAUAACUGACCUAAAAUGGGAAUAGUUUACUAGGAUUAAUUGUCAGGAAUUGUGAAAAACUGAGUUGAAAUGUAUUUGGCUAAGGUGUAUGUAAACUUCUGACUUCAACUGUAGGUCAUUAUUGUGGAGUCACUCCAUUGUUGUUGCGCCAUCAUCAUUUUUCUUCCAUCACAACCAUUGAACUCUGUAGCUGUUAUAAAAUCACCAAUGGCCUCAUGGUAACAUCCCUAAGCAGUUUCCUUCCUGUCCUGCAGCUCAGUUCAAAAUGACGAAUGCAUCGUUGAUGUGUCUGAGUGGUAUAAUACAUCAUCCAUAGCAUAAUUAUUAACUUGACCAUGCUUGAAGAUAUAUUCAAUGUCUGAUUUGUUAUUGCUACCCAUCUACCAAUCACUGUGCUUUUUAUGAGGCUUUAAAAAAGCUCCUUGGUCUUAGUAGUUGAAUCUGUGCUUGAAAUGCCAUACUUGACUGAGGGACCUUACAGAUGUUAUAUGGGGGACAGAGGAAGGGGUUGUCAUUUAAAAAUCAUGUCAACCCCUAUCAUCUCACACAGAGUGAGUCCAUACAACUUAUGAUUGGUUAAGCCACAUUUUAUUUCUGAACUAAUUAAGGCUUGCCUAAACAAAGGGGUUGAAUACUUAUGCAAUGACUAUAUUUUAGUUCAGUUAUUGCAUAUUAUUAUUGGUAAAAUAAUUUUGGAGUAUUUUGUGUAGCUCAAUUACAAAACAUUACAAUUAAAUCUAUUUCAAUCGCACUUUGUGACGCAACAAAAUGUGAAAAAAGUUCAAGGGGGUGUACACUUUCUUUAGGCCCUGUAUGUUGUUAAUAAUAUUUCAAACAGACCAUUAAUAUACCAGACAGAUUUUCUACUCUACAAUCUUGAACAUUGUCGGCAGCAGCCACAUUGAUCUCAAACCAAAACAAAGCACUUCUUGCUCUGACAAGUCCUCUCACUGUGGCGAUUUAUUUUGGGAAUUAACUUCCCCCAAAACUUUAUGACCGAGAUACAUUGUUCAUGCCCUGGUCUCAGGAUACCAUCUGGGGGACGUGAACAUACCAAAAUACUGCUGAAGCCAGGGACAGAGAGGGCAAAGAGGCGAUGCCUCCCCUCUGUGCACUGGCGUCACUGUAGCUCUUCCACCAGGCGUCCAUUUUGGUUCUUUGUGUCCAUUUUCGCAGAGGUGACAUUGUGAACAGACCUGAUGAUUUCCCUAAAGAGCAACAGUACUUCAAUCUUAACUGCUGUACAGAAGGGUACGAGAUUCUGACCCCGAUAGACAGAGUAUUUUUGUUGUGGAUGUAACAUAAGAAAAUAUAAAUAUAUGUCAUCAUUACUAUUGAUAUUUUUAUCCUGGUUAAGUUGAUGCUCUUUACUUUGACCCCUGAAUAAAUAUCCACCUGUCCUGUUCUACCUCAAACUCCGUACGACAAAUUACUUUUCAAGGAACAACAGGGCAGCUGGUUGUUUGAUGCAUGUUUCUAUAUUUUUGUUGUAUGUUUAUUUACCUAAUAAAGAGGAGUAUUGGACUGACA
This is a messenger RNA of Oncorhynchus nerka (sockeye salmon), 7430 nucleotides long. Its product is annotated as brain-enriched guanylate kinase-associated protein. The transcript is spliced from 6 exons. Gene Ontology annotation, cellular component: synapse. The coding region runs from base 1 to 2070 and encodes 689 amino acids. The record is from RefSeq and is a predicted model, not a curated record. NCBI's taxonomy places the organism in Eukaryota, Metazoa, Chordata, Actinopteri, Salmoniformes, Salmonidae.